GAGUGCGGGAUGCUGCGGCGCCCCAAGCCCGGGGAAGGUGAGGCGGAUCUGCUCCGGGAGCAGCGGGAGCUUCUGAGUGCGGGCGGUCAAACCACGGUCAGUGUGGUGAAGAGACCCGAUAAACGCAGAGGAGACGCUGCUCCAGUACCUGUGUCCCAGCAGGGAAACCUCAGAGAUGUUGUGACCAUUGAAGAUCUUCCAGAUGAGAUUCCCAGCUUGACCCCUGCACCUCCGAAGAAGUCACGGUUUAAACAGGAGCGGGUUCGUUUUGAAGAUGAGGAUCCCGAAGAGCGUUUGGACAGACAUGACACUCACAUCAGUGCUGUCCUCUCCAGGAUCGUUGAAAGGGACACAAGUGCCGUACCAGUGUCGCUCCCUUGUAUCACAGGCAGUGCUUUCCCUAAAGUCUUACAUCGAUCUGUAAUAGAAAAUGAGAGCCAGGAAAGAGUUCCCAAACCAAGAAAAAGUAUUUUUGCACGUCAGAUUGCUGCACAGAGGGCGGAGGAAGAUGUAAAGUCUUCAUCUAAACAUGUGGGUAUGCAGACAGACCAAGCAGAAUCAAAAUGUGUGGACACUGUUGAUGGCCCCAUACUGCUUUCAGGUCAAGGGCUUGGGAUGGCAAAUAGCGCUGUGGAGAUGAUGAAGAUUCAUGAGGAAAAUCUGAUAAAGUUGCAAGCGAUGUCCCAGAGCGAGAUACUGGAGGAACAGAAGAAGGUGCUGGCACAGCUCGACCCUAGAUUAGUGGACUUUGUGAGAUCUCUGAAAGCACAGCGAACCCCAGGAUCUGAGACUUCAUUCAGUCCUGUGCAGAAAGACUUCUCGAAGGAACCUCCAGCUAAUAGCGCUUCUCCAGAGAUAAUAGACACAAAAAAAGCUCAGGAGUCUACCAUGGAGGAGGAUGAGGAUGGUCAACUUGUAGUUCUACCUCCAAUUUCAGAAGAGGAGCUGCCCAUCAGGCCACAGAAGAAGUGGGUACACAUGGACAAAGUGGAGCCAGAAAAACUGGAAUGGACGAGAGACCUUCCUGCACCCAGGAGAAGCAGCACCAAAAAGGCUAUGCAAGCACGUUUUGAUUUUGCUGGCACUCUCAUCCCACCCACCAAAGACUUGCCCACCCAUUUAGGCCUGCAUCAUCAUGGAGACGAGCCAGAGCUGGCUGGCUACUCACUGCAAGAGCUGUUCCUCCUCUCUCGCAGUCAGCUGAACCAACAGCGCAAUCUGGCCAUCAGCACUCUCGCUAAUGUCCUGACCAAAGCUCGUGCUGGUGAGUUCAUUUCCUCUCUGAAGAGCAGCGUCUUGUCUUCUUUACUGGAUGCUGGACUUCUCUUCCUUCUGCGUUUCUGUCUGGAUGAUGGUGUGGAGGCUGUGAUGUCAGCGGCAGUGCAUGCCUUGCGAGCUCUGCUGGUUUCAUCUGAAGAUGAAGAGUGCUUGGAUAACACCUUCUCAUGGCUCCUUGGGAUUGCAAACUUUCCUUUGCUGCCCGCUGCUGAGGAGGAUGAGGAUGAGGAAGAUGAAGGCUUGGAUGAAGUCAUGAAAGAAACCGCUAAAGAGAAGGAAGAAAAGAAAACCGAUCAUGAUGUUGCUAGACAGGAUGUUGUCAAGGGUUUUUUGAGAAUGCAGGGUCUUCCUCGAUUGAGGUACAUCCUGGAGGUUGUGCGACCCUCUCCUGCAGUUGUUCUUGAUAUUCUGGAAGUUCUGAUCCGAAUCGCUCGCCACUCAACCGCUGCAGCCGUACGGAUCUUGGACUGCCCGCGGCUGAUGGACACUGUGAUUUCGGAGUUUCUCCCCUGUUCCUGGGCUCCUGCUCCCUCACAGGCUCCAUCCUCUUUGUAUGGACUGCCUGUUUCCUUGGCGAUGAAGCUGCUGCGUGUGUUAGCAAGUGCUGGAAGGCACGUCUGUGCAAGAAUACUAAACUCUCUAAGAGGCAAGGAGCUUUUGUCCCGGUUUGUGGUUGUGGAGCCAUCAGAGAUGCUGCUGGAACAAGGUGAAGCUCUUCGCUGCAGCACAGAGGCGUUGAGACUGUUCGCAGUGGCUGCCAGUUAUGGACAGGCCUGCAAUCUGUACACGGAUCUGUAUCCUGUGCUGGUGAAGAGGCUGCAGGCUGGUCAGCAGUGCUGUUCUUCAUCUGAGGCAGUGCUGUGUCUGGAGCUGGACCGAAUCAGAGCUCUGCUGCUGCUGCUCACUCAGGUCACUCACACAGCUGGAUGCCAUGAAGAACUGCAGAGAGGCCUGCUCAGUGCUCAGGGUACAGAGUGUCCUCCGCCUCCUCCUGUAGUGUGGACUCAUGUGACGGGUCUCCAGCCCACUGUCAUUAGCUCUCUGAAGGGCUGUGUGAGAGCACUCGACGGCCCGGCUCAAAUGUCAAGCGCUUUGAUUCUGCUUCCAUCAUACCUGCUCUAUGCGGAGGCGUUUUAUUCACAGCUCUGUCUGCAAAGCUCAUUCCAGCCGGUGCAGUGUCUACAGGAAUUGGAGUCGCUGACUUUAGAUGUGCUUUUGCCACUGAUGUCCCAUCAGGCCAUGCAAAAUAUCAUCAGCAGCUUCAGAUCCAACUCUGUAAUCUGUAACUCUGGUCUGAGUGGUGCAGGUGGAGAGUUUGUCCCAAGUCUGCCAGGCCUGAGCUCCUCAAGACUGAAGACCUCCAGCUCAAUAGCAGGUGCCAAAUCCCCUUUGCCUCUCCCCACUGCCCUGCUACACCUGCUCAACACCAUCACUUCCAUCCACAAAGGCUUGGUUAACAAGUUCAGUCCGCUCAUACUCUCUGACUCUGUACUGGGUUACCUGCGCUCUUGUAUCGGAGUCAUGCCCUCUGUUUCUCAAACGAGCGCCUGGAUUUUAAGGCAUGAGCACCACCUGCUGUAUCUCCUGCUCAGACUGGCACACAAGCUGGUUCAAGUUGACCCAGAAGUGGCCAAACAUGCCUCCCUGUUCCACCAAGUGUCUCUGGCACUGCUGUCAUGGCUGCUGCCUGGCUCUGAGCACCUGGCUCAUGAACUCAUGUCUCUCAUGACCUUCAGCCACAGCCUCCUCCCAGAGGGUGCUUGUGGAGACCCAGAGGUGACAUCACUGGCCGAGCUGCAGCUCCAGGACAGGACUUCACCUGCGGUCAGCACCCUCCUACAUGAUGCUCUUCAUCAUUUGCCCUCUAUCCGCGGUUGUUACCUGUCCCACCUGGCACACAUGGAGCCCUCAGUCCACUUAUCCCGCGACCGGUACCUCGGCCAAACACCAUUUAUCAAAUCUCACCUCCUUCCAGAACUAACCGGGCCUUCGUUACCUUCAGAUUGGCCCUUCUUACCUCUCAUCAGUCUCUAUGAGAGAUCAGGACUGUUCGUCGGGCAGCAGGUCGAGUCUCUUCCAAUGGGGUUUGUCCAGUCUGCCACUCACUGUCUUCAAUGGCUGCUGCUUUUGGAGAGCUGGAGAGAGCACACACUCGCUGCGGUGCCACCAGUGGCCAAGUUUGCCCGUCUCGCCUGUGUUUUUUUGUGCUCCAACGACCUCUUCUUGGAAAGGCCUGUGCAAGAGUUUACUUGGGCGCUGUUUCGCAGGCUGAUGCAGCCGGCCCAGCUUGAAGUGUUGGAUUUGGGCUCUCCUCCACCGGGAUUGGCUUCCUUUCAUGAUCUGUACUCGGCUCUGUUGGCGCAAUAUGAAGCGGUGUCUUUCGGUGACCCGCUGUUUGGCUGCUUCGUGCUUUUGCCUUUACAGCGGCGCUACAGUGUUACCAUGAAGCUGGCCGUGUUUGGUGAACAUGUGGGAAUGCUGAGAUCACUUAGGGUUUCUCUACAGCAGCUGCCUAUUCCUCUGGAGAGGUUCACGUCCCCCAUAGAGGACUCUCUGCCCCUGCUGCGCUUGUAUUUUCGAGCUCUAGUAACAGGAGCUUUGAAGAGGAACUGGUGUCCUGUGCUUUAUGUGGUGGCUGUUGCUCACCUCAAUGCUUUCAUCUUCUCUCAGGACGCAGUGACCGAGGAGGUGGAUUCGGCACGUCGGAACUUGCUACAAAAGACCUUCUACCUGACAGAUGAGGUGUUGAAGAACCACCUGCUCCUUUUCCGGCUGCCCCAGCAGAAUUCCGAGCUGGGCUUUAGCACUUAUGAACAGCUGCCCUCCAUUCGGGCCCGCAGGUUGGACGGCAUUGUGGGAACUGGUGGAGAAAGGUGAUAAAAGACCUGUUUUUUUUUUUUUAGGAGAUUCGUGAACUAGUCACACAAGUUUUUUGCCUAUUAGAGUAACCGUAGACUUUAAAAUAAAAUGAGUUUUUCAUAAAUA
Messenger RNA from Danio aesculapii, 4263 nucleotides. It is a transcript of the gene rpap1, whose product is annotated as RNA polymerase II associated protein 1. Gene Ontology annotation, cellular component: nucleus. Lineage: Eukaryota; Metazoa; Chordata; Actinopteri; Cypriniformes; Danionidae. Gene Ontology annotation, biological process: transcription by RNA polymerase II. The record is from RefSeq and is a predicted model, not a curated record.